This is a messenger RNA of Stylophora pistillata, 1941 nucleotides long. Its product is annotated as 3'-5' exoribonuclease HELZ2. The record is from RefSeq and is a predicted model, not a curated record. Gene Ontology annotation, molecular function: RNA nuclease activity; RNA binding; 5'-3' DNA helicase activity. Lineage: Eukaryota; Metazoa; Cnidaria; Anthozoa; Scleractinia; Pocilloporidae.
AGAGAGUUUCCACCAUCUUGGUCAAUCCCAGCUGACGAAGAGCGGAGACGUUUGAAAAUUGAUGGAGCGUUCACGAUUGAUCGUGAGAAUUCCAAAGAUUUAGAUGAUGCACUCUCCAUUGAAAAGCUUCCAGACUCAGGAUUAUAUCGUGUAGGAGUUCACAUCGCUGACGUAAGUUACUUUGUGCAGCCUGAAACUCCUUUGGAUGAAGAGGCUUUACUUCGUUGCUCCUCCUACUACCCUGGGCAUGGCUUUGAAAACGUUCCGAUGCUAACACGCGAGCUGAGUGAAAACCAUUGCAGCCUGCUUCCUGACAGACGCCGUUUGUGUUUGUCAAUUUUUCUUGACAUGUCAGAUGAUGGAAGACUCGUGGGAAACGCUAAAAUACAAGAAACAAUCGUCAGGUCCAACUGUCAGCUCACCUACGCUAAAGCCCAACAAAUUAUUAAUAGUCAAGAUUUCUCAUUUGAGAACCUACCAAAGGAUACAGCCAGUAAGAUCCGCCAGCUUAGUAACCUUGCACAAAAAAUGAGAAAGUGGAGACUUCGAGAAGCUGCCUAUGAUCAUUGGUCAAGCAAAGACGAGCUAGGUAAUUAUGAAGCACAAGAGCUUGUGGAGGAAAUGAUGAUUGCUGCCAAUGAGGAAAUAGCAAAAUUCCUCCAUUCACAACUUGAAAAGAGAGCACCCUUGCGGACCCAGCUUCCACCAAAAAAGCACAGAUUGAGUAGCUGGCUCGAACAAUUCGGGAAAUUUAUAAAGUUUUGUUUGUUUCCUCACGCCGUUUAUUCCAAUGAAGAACUUCAAGAAAUGACAAAGGACGUCGACAUUUCAGGAUUUCCAAAAUUCAGAGUGAAAAAGUCCGUCUGGUUUGAGUUAUGUAGUGCUGCAGAAUCACUAGACAAAGUCAAGCUUCGCCAGUUGGUUUUCAAUGAGAAGCAUCACUCUCAGUUGGCCAUCGCAAAAUCACAAUUUGAGCGUAUUCAACAAAGGGCUCAAUACGUCUGCGAGGAAGAUCUAGGUGAAGCAGAGGGGAAACUUGGCCACUUCUCUCGGAGAAUGGAUCGCUAUACCCACUUCACGUCACCUAUUCGACGAUACAUUGACAUAGUGGCACACAGACUCGUCUUGAAUUUGAUACCUGGGGACCAUCGCACAAAAGAACCCACGAUCGUUCGAGUCGCUGAGAUGUGUCGUCGUUCCACGUUUGCUGUUGCGAAUUCCAAAUACUUCAGGAAGCCGUGUAAAGAAGGCAACUUGGCAGCCAGGCUUAGUGAAAAAAGCCACGAGACAACAGCAGYCGUUUCSAUGRUMGAMGAUGKGAAAAUARGKYURGAAAUUAYARAKCRAGAAUACGACCARGUCRCYAAAAGACAGAGGGWAAUUAAWCURAGCAGYUUAAAACCAUUURRUGCUAAGCRWGGUGRYUYCGAGGAAAUUGURCUKMYYUGGAAGCUGAGACURUAUAUCGCUCCRRARGRAAACAYCGUGGAGRAACUUGAUYGUGAAAAAGCAAAGGUAUCCAUCGUUUUAUCURASGAAUUACCWGAACGUGAAGUCUWUKAYWUKCCAGGAGAAAGKUGGCAAMAACUUUURAAAGCACUUCAAGARGAAAACUAYRRGCKMGUUWCCUCGCUAAUUAAACGGAUGGAKKGUGAUCRGCGAARKCRUYCUCCMUGSCUUACCAGWCWCCGARAWCAGAAWARCCUUCAMAAUKGCGGAAAGCUUAGAUCAAACAUGGAGCAUAGUCACGAGAAACAGCUUUCUCUCAAGACAUAUGAUACCAUAAAGAUUCAAAUGACUGCACAUAUGACACACGGGGUUUUCCACCCAGAAAUUCAACUCUUUAAGAUUACUCCAAGCGUUCAUAUUUGUGUCGAGCACCGCAAAUAUCCAAGGGAAUGUUUUACUACCGCGUCAUGCUUUAAAGUCUCUGGCAAGUAG